CUUGCAGCAACCAACACUAACCACUAUAUAGAUUUUCUGUUGCAAUCAACAGUCUUGGGCCAUGCUUGUUACAAUUUUCGCCGCCACACUUUCAGGUAUAAUUAGAAAUGAUUAAGAGAAUCAACAUAGUGCGACACGAGUAGUAGAUGUUUGAGUCUCUUUACUAUUUGGUUAAAGGUCUGUUCCUUGAUCGGUGUAUAUGCCGAGGAUAUCUUGAUUUUAAAUAGUUCAGCAGACAAAAAGUAAAUAAUUUUUAACAUAAGAAUGUUAUUUAUUCAUGUUGGAUUAAAUCAAAAGCAACCCUCCUUGAGAUAAAGGUGAGGCAACAACACAUGAGACCUCAUCAUGAACUUUUGAACACCUAGUAUUGAUGCCAAUAGUCUCUUCUUUAUUACCAAAAAGAAACUAAAAGAAAAGCUAUACACUACCAAUUUUAUAAAGUUCUGUCACAAUAAACUUUUGUACUGUCUUCUUGUUGCUCAAUCUUGUGGUGCAAGGGACCCUACCAAUUCCUUGAUAGAAGGGCUAAACAGAUUUCUGUAAUUCUAAGGCUUCUAAAGUGCAUCUCAGCACAUACUUUUUUCAUUUUAUUCUUUGACAGUAGCCUCACUGUAAGCUUGCUUCACAAGAAAGAAUGAUACACAUUGGUUCACAAAAGAACUAAACUUUAUUUUUGGGUUAUCAUCUAUAAUCCAAAGCAAAGUGAAAUUUCCACAGCAAAGAAACAAAUGAAGUCACAGUCACUCAUGGGGAAAGUGCAAUGUCUUAGCCUUCCAUCUCUUGGAGGUUGCUUUGACAGCUUCCGCGACCAAGCACGAGGCUCGGGAUACGGGACGAGGAUAUGGAACCUAAGUGAUAAGCCAGUGGAGCUGCAAAUAAGGGUGGGAUCAAUACUGAAGAAGAUUCAUACAUUGAAGCCGGGGUCAUCAAAGAGACUCAAAUGUAAGAGCAUAUAUAAGACAUAUGUUCCUAAGAGUGGAAGUGUUGGUGGAAGCUUGAAGAAUCUGUUGUAUUCCUAUGAUGAAACUAGCCACCCUUAUAUUUGGAUUCAUGAGACAGGGUGUCAUUCCUUAAAGAUGGUUAAGCAGCAGUAUGUUAGCCUUGAGGAUAUGAGGGAUUCUUCUGAGAUCAAGAUUUUCAGGGAUCAUCAAAGAGGUUCCAUUUCAGUUCGGAAGAGAAUGAGGCCAGAUUUCUGCUCAACAUGAAUUUCAGAUUAUUUGUUUGUCAUGAGUUGAUAGUGAUAUUUCUGUUUCUAUGUUCUCUUUUAUUUUCAUUGGAAGUUGAUUUUUCUUCUUUUCAUUUUGCCUAUAUUGUUGUAACAUAGUUCUUUUUUUGUGUUUAUUAAGGGAUCCAAUAUCACUGAAAAGAAUGAAGAAGUGGAAACAGUUAAUGAUUAGAAGUCCAAUUGUUGUUUGAGUUAAA
Lathyrus oleraceus (garden pea) is the source of this 1422-nucleotide messenger RNA. RefSeq lists its product as uncharacterized. The transcript has a single exon. The coding region runs from base 729 to 1205 and encodes 158 amino acids. The record is from RefSeq and is a predicted model, not a curated record. NCBI's taxonomy places the organism in Eukaryota, Viridiplantae, Streptophyta, Magnoliopsida, Fabales, Fabaceae.